AUGUCUGAUUCUGGGAAAGGUGGAGAGGACCCUUCGAAACAGCGGUCCAGUUUGCGAGGUAAGAGCACCGAGAAUGAGGACUUCUCCACGGGGGGCGAGUCCUCGGAGCGGGACGGCCAGGAUGUCUACGACGAGAAGGACUUCGUGUCGGGCCCCGUGUUGUCGGAGGGCUGCACGGUGCCGGCCAACGUCCUGGAGUUCCAAUUCUCCUUCGGCUACGACUGCCAGCUGCACUCCAACCUGUGCGUCCUCGACCCCGACACGCUGGCCUUCAUCUCCGGGGACUUGCUACACUUCUUCCGCAUCUCGGACCGCAAGCUGUGGUUCCGGCGCAGCGCCGGCGGCGCGGGCCUGGGCCACAUAGCGAGAAACCCCAAGCAGCCUCACUUCGCCGUCGGGGAGAAGGGCAAGCGGCCCAGGAUCAUCGUGUACGAGUGGCCGUCGCUGCGGAUCGUCGCCGUGCUCAAGCGGGGUGCGGACCGCGCCUACACCUACCUCAACUACAGCGUCGACGGCGACCUGCUGUGCUCCAUGGCGGGCUCGCCGGACAACCUGUUCACGGUGUGGAACUGGCGCGACUCGCGCAUCAUGCUGCGCGCCAAGUCGUCCGGGCAGGACGUCUUCAGCGCCGCCUUCUCCAGCUACAUGCCGGGCAGCAUCACGUCGGCCGGCAGCGCGCACGUCCGCUUCUGGAGGAUGGCGGAGACGUUCACGGGGCUCAAGCUGGAGGGCGCGCAGGGCCGCUUCGGCAACACCGAAGUGAGCGACGUCAUCGGCGUGCUCAGCCUCCCGGACGGCAAGGUGGUGUCGGGCUGCGAGUGGGGCAACAUCCUGCUGUGGGAGGCGGGGCUCAUCAAGGCCGAGGUCACCAAGAAGGGCAGGAAGCCGUGCCACAGCGCCCCCGUCGCGCAGUUCGAGUACUCCAACGGCGAGCUGCUCUCCCUGGGAAUGGACGGCUUCGUCAAGGUGUGGUACUUCGAGACGAUCGACCUGGCCGACCCUCCUGACGAGGACCGCUUCAUCGAGGUGGAGCCCAUCUUCGAGCUGGAGGUGGCGGACGAGCUGGGCCCCGCGUCCCUGCUCUGCUUGCAGAGGAAACACUUGGACGACCAGAGCGCCAGCACGUGGUUUGCCCAGGACGGCGGCGGCGGCCUGUGGCAGCUGGACCUGUCGCUGUCGGCCGACGCCCCCGCGCCGCGCCGCUUGCUGACGACGCACUCGUGCGGGGUGGCGGCCGUGUGCGCGGCGCCUCUGUCCGCCUUCGUGGCGACGCUGGGCGUCGAGGGCCGGCUGCACCUCUACAGCCCCGGCCUGCGGGGGCUGGUCGUGGCCAGAGCCUUCCCCGCCGCGGGCCACGCCAUGCUGUGGCUGCCUCCCAAGCGCCACUACGCGGACCACCACGGCACCGGCCACGGCACGGCGGACUUGGUGACGCUGCUGCAGGCGUCCAAGGCGCACUCGCAGGCCGCCACGGCGCUGGCGCUGUCCGACGACGGCGAGGUGUUGGCGUCCGGGGGCGCCGACCGCACCGUCUUCCUGUUCCGCGUCGAGCCGAACGGCGCCUUUGCCCGCCUAGUGCCGCUGGGCUUCGUGCAGACCGUGGACGUGGUCACGUUCCUCACUUUCAAGCCGGAGCAGCCCUUCACCGUCCUGGCGGGCUGCGCCCACGGCCAGCUGGUGGAACUGGAGCUGCCCCAGUCCACCGCCCACGACGUGACCUACCGCUACCCGGAGGACGCCGUGGCCGUCCGCACGCUGGUGUACAAGAGCGUCAAGUCGCGCCUCCGAGGGGAGGCGCACGCCCGGAGGGUGGAGCGCCGCAGGGAGAAGAAGAUGGCCGCCAAGAGGCGGCAGCUGGAGCGCGUCAAGGCGGACAACGCCGGGCUGGACAUCGACGAGGAGGCCUUCCUGGCGGACUCUGGACCGGAGGAGGACGCGGAGGAGUUGGUGAUGCCUAGUGAGCUCGGCGCCGUGCGCUGGGCCCGCUACGUCGACGAGGACACCGUGAUGCUGGCCGUGGCGGGGUUCGACGCCGGCUACCUCUACAAGUACCGCUUCGACACCACCGAGGCCUCGGACGGCCCGAAGGAGGUGGAGCCCUUGGAGUGCGUGGCCGUGCCUGGGAACGACGACCUGGAGCUGGUAAACAUGUGCAGCCUGGACAACAAGUACGUGUUCCUGGGCAUGGGCGACGGCACCGUGCGGUGCGCACGCGUCAAGGACGACUCGAGCGACUUGUCGGAUUACUGGAGCCUGGGGAUGCACAACGGACCCGUGACGGGACUGGCGCUGGCCGCCGACCUCCGCACGUUGUACUCGUCGGGGCCCGACGGCAACCUCUUCAUGUACGCCGUGCACCCGGAUGGCGGCGUCCCCUCCACCAACGCGGUCUCGCUGGCCGCCCCAGUUGCCAUCACGCCGCCUGCCCCCGCAGAGGAGCUGUACGGCGCCGACGUGCCGACCCUGGAGGAGCAGUGCGCCAAGGCGGAGAGCGACCGCAAGGCGAGGGUGGCGGCGGAGCGAAUGCAGCGCGCCGAGCAGGCGCUGUGGGGGCUCGCCGCGGCCUACAACAACAUCGUCAAGCGCAACCGGCAGCUGCCAGUGUCGCAGCAGAUCCCGCAGUCCGAGCUGGAGCUGGACCCGCGCAUCACGCCCAGCGUGCGGAUGGCCCUGGAGGCCGAGGCGGACCUGCUGCGCGCCAAGCUGGCCUUCCCGCUGGAGAAGGCCAGCCUCCAGUACCGCAAGCUGGCCGACUUCUACACGGACGCCGUGGACGGCCACGGCAUCAAGGUGUACGCCGUGCGGAAGGAGGACAUGUUCGUUGAGACGAUCCGCCAGAGGAAGCUGAGGGCGGAGUUCGAGGUGGCGAGCGCCAUGGUGCAAAUCCGUCAGGCGGACGCGCUCAGGAGAGGCAGGACGGUGGAGCUGGACGUGGCGCCGCCGGACGAGGACGAGGACAUCACGCUGGCGCCGGCGCCCGUCGAGUCCUUCCUGCGCGGCAUCUCGGCCUUCGAGCACAAGUUCAACGCGCGCCUACGCCGCCUGCUGGACAAGUACCACUCGCGCAAGUUCAGGCGCGAGCGCAGGGAGCUGGAGUGGAAGCACUUCCACCGGAAGAAACCGGACAAGAAACGGACGGACCCGCUGGACGAGGAGCUGAUACGCGAGGCGGAGCAGACCAUCGGCGACUACAAGCUCAAGUCCGACGAGGACUACAAGGUGCCCGCCGACCAGGUGGUGACAACCGUCGGCAAAUACGAGCAGCUGCUGCGCGUCAGGAAGCGGCUGGACGACCUGGUCGGCUCCUUCAACGCCGAGGUGCUGGCGCUGCGGCAGCGCAAGGCGGGCCUGCGGGAGAGGAUGCUGUCGCAGAGCGCGCUGCUGCGCCGCAUCCACCACGAGCUGCCCGCCCACCUGCACGUCAAGGCCCCCGAGCCGCCCACCGUGGAUGCCGCCAUCGAGUACCCCGAACGCCAGUUCCAGGUCACCGAGGAGGAGAUCGAGGUGGAGAUGGACCGCGCCGCGCCCUCGCGUCGCCAGGGCCGCGGAUUCAAGUCCACCAUCGAGAUCGCGCCGCCCAUCCGCGACGACGCGGAGCUCGAGGUGCUCAAGGGGGCCCAGGGCGACAUCGUGCUCACGGUCGGCGAGCAGGAGUCCAUGAGCAAGCUGGUGGAGGCGCUGGUGGGCGGCGACAAGGAGCACCGGGACAAGGACCGGCAGGGCAGCGGCGCCGACCUGGGCCGCGUCGACUCGGACGUGGACAUGCAGGCCCUGCGCGCGCUGGGCGCCGACGACACCGUCAACACGGCCUGGGAGGACGAGCUGCGCGCGCAGCGCCUCAUCGCCAAGGCGCUGGCGUCGCGGCGCCUGGAGGUCCAGCGCGACGCCACGCUGCUGCGCCACCACCUGCUCGUCCUGCACCAGGAGCUGGUCGUCAUCAAGGCCUGCGAGGAGCGGGAGGACUUCCUCGCCGCCCACGUGGCCGACAAGGAGGUGGCCUGCCGCGAGGUGCAGAACGAGAUUAACGCCAUCCAGAACAAGCUGGACGGGAAGGCGAGGGAGAUCAUGAGGUGCGAGGAGAAGGAGAAGGAGGUCCAACUCAACUUCAUCGAGGCGGUGGGCGACAACGCGUACGUCGACUACCUCAAGAGGAUCUUCAAGAAGAAGUACAAGCCGCCCAAGGGCCCGGACGCCGCCUCCAGCGACGAUUCCUCCUCGUCGUCAUCCUCCAGCGACGAGGACGACGACGACGCGAGCCUCGACUCCAACGAGCUGGGCCCGACGCGCUUCGACGACACGGAGUGCCCGCCGGACUGCUCCAAGGAGCUGUUCGACCUCACCCUCGAGCUGCGCGCCCAGAGGCACGAGACGGAGAAGGAGGUCGUGGAUCUGCGGAAGGACGUGGAGCACCUGCGCAAGGAGCAGGACGCGGCCACCAAGCGUCUGCGCAAGGGGGAGGACGACCUGCGGGCCGAGGAGGCCCAGCUGCAGGAGUUCCGGCGCGAGAAGCAGCAGCGCCUCAACAAGGUGGAGACCGUGGUGGUCCUGCGCCUGAGCCAGCUGCAGCACGUCAAGGCCCCCGCCGUGCCCGACCAGGGGGCCGACCAGGGGGCGGCGCCCGGCACGGAGGCCACGCCCGCGCCCCACCAGCCCCCCAAGUUCGAGCUCAUCAAGAACACGCUCGUGUUCAACACGGCCGUGCUCGCGGACCUGGACCGGCGGAAGCUGCAGCUGGACGAGGAGGCCAAGACGCAGCGCGCCAAGCACAAGAAGAACCAGAUGCACCUGCACCGCAUGAAGGUGGACGUGCGCUUCAUGCGCGACCGCCUCAAGGCGCUCCGCGAGCAGAUCGAGGAGGCCCAGUACCGCAAGUUCGGCUGCGUCGUGGACAUGACGGAGCUGGAGCAAGCGCUGCUCAAGCGCUUCAUCUGGGACCUGCGCAGCUCGGCGGACGAGAUCAGGGCCGAGUUCUACGACCUCAUCAGCAGCAUGCAGGUGGGUGCCUGUUUCGCCGAGUACAAGAGCGCCAUCGAGCAGAACACGCAGCGGCAGAACCUGCUGCUGGUGCUGAUCGAGGAGAGGAACCGCCUGAUGGCGACCGUGGCGAGGAUCGACGGCAGGGCCGCCCCCGAGAAGGACUUGUCCGACUUCGACGAGGACGUGACGCGCCUCCAGUCGCUGGUGGUGACGCUGCAGGCGCGGCGCGACGCCCUCCUCGCCGAGGCGGUGCGCUUGCGGCAGAAGGGCCCGCUGCCGCCGCUGCUUCGGCCAGGCUCCUCCAGGGCCGCGGGGGCGCCGCCCGCACCGGGGCCGUCGGCGUACCACGGGGGCUGCGGCGCGGAGCAGCGCCGCAGCGCGUCGCUGGACUCGAUGGCCUCCUACGGGAUGGGCUUCCUGCGCGCCGACAUGCGCGACAUCCCCGCCAUCCCGUCCGAGGAGGAGCUCAUGGCGGCGGGCCCCAGCGCGCCGGACGAGGACGCCGACGACGACGAGCCCGCCAGCGAGCACACCGUGGAGGAGCUGUUCCGGCGCGUGUCCUCCGAGCCCGCGAGGGACGCGGUCGACGGCUUCCUGGAGCGGCUCGGCUCGCACGACGGCGGCGAGGACAUGAUGCGGGUCGACCAGUCGUCCGCGUCCGAGCCCGUCUCGGACACCGAGCCCAUGUCCGACGCCGAACCCCUAUCGGACGCCGGGCCCACUUCGGACGCCGAGCCGCCGAUCAUAGUGGAAUGUCGCGGGCGCUCUUAA
This is a messenger RNA of Thrips palmi, 5748 nucleotides long. RefSeq names its product cilia- and flagella-associated protein 44. The transcript is spliced from 29 exons. The record is from RefSeq and is a predicted model, not a curated record. The coding region runs from base 1 to 5748 and encodes 1915 amino acids. Gene Ontology annotation, molecular function: protein binding. Lineage: Eukaryota; Metazoa; Arthropoda; Insecta; Thysanoptera; Thripidae.